Pogona vitticeps (central bearded dragon) is the source of this 5113-nucleotide messenger RNA. The record is from RefSeq and is a predicted model, not a curated record. Lineage: Eukaryota; Metazoa; Chordata; Lepidosauria; Squamata; Agamidae.
AGCAAAUAAUGGAAGAAGCCGUCACCCGCAAGUUUGUUCACGAAGACAGCAGCCACGUCAUUGCGCUGUGCGGAGUGGUAGAAGCCUGCCUUCUGCACAUGCUCAAGCGACGGGCGGCUGGCUUCCUGCGGACCGACAAGAUCGCCGCCCUCUUCACGAAGGUGGGCAAGACGUAUGAUGUGGCGAGCGACAUAUGCCGGAAAGCCCAGGAGCUGCUGCAGCAGGUGGAAAGCAGGUCACCUGUCAAGAAUGGGGAAAACGUAGGCAGGAGAUUCAGCCAUGGGACAGCCUCUCUUCCCUUGUUCAGGUUGCUAGUUCGGAAGGGUUUCCCGGCCAGCCAAGAAUCUCUCAAGAGGGAGAACUCGACCACGACCAGAACCACCGCCCUGACCCCACAGGUCAUCAAGCACAUUUGGGUCCGCACGGCUUUGACGGAGAGAGUGCUGGACAAGAUUGUGCAGUACCUCGUCGAUAACUGCAGCAAGUAUUAUGAAAGAGAAGCUUUAAUAGCAGAUCCGGUCUGCGGGCCGAUUUUGGCCUGCCUCCUGGUGGGACCUUCCGCCCUCGAAUUCACCAAGCUGAAGACAGCAGACCAUUUCUGGACCGAUCCGUCCGCGGACGAGCUGGUUCAACGGCACCGGAUCCACGGGACGCACGGACGCCAAGAUUCGCCCUCCAAACGGCCGGCGCUGGGGAUAAGGAAGCGACACUCCAGCGGAAGCAUGUCGGAGGAUCGCUUUGCCACGUCGGCCCGGGAUUACGUGGCGUCGCUCCACCAGAAUUCAAGGACGCAUUUGCUGUACGGAAAGAACAACGUUCUGGUGCAGCCGAAGGAUGACAUGGAGGCCAUUCCGGGCUACCUCUCCCUUCACCAGUCCGCCGAAUCACUGACCCUCAAAUGGACCCCGAACCAACUCAUGAACGGGACGCUGAGGGAUUCAGAACUGGAGAAGAGCAUCUACUGGGACUACGCUUUGAUCGUGCCCUUCAGCCAGAUCGUUUGCAUCCACUGCCAUCAACAACCCGAACGAGGAGGGACUUUGGUGCUGGUGAGCCAGGAUGGCAUCCAAAGGCCCCCGCUUCAUUUCCCACCCGGCGGACACCUCCUGGCCUUUCUCUCGUGCCUUGAAAAUGGCCUGCUUCCCAGAGGACAGCUAGAGCCUCCACUGUGGUCGCAACAAGGAAAGGGCAAAGUGUUUCCCAAACUGCGAAAGCGAAACAGUCACCACCGGUCGAUGGAGGUGGAAGACAUGCCGGCUGCGCUGGGAGCCUCCACCGACUACGUCUUCAGGAUCAUUUAUCCGGGCCACCGGCACGACAACAUAACUAUUAACUACCACCACUUAGCUGCCAGCCGCUCUGCCUCCGUCGACGAUGAUGAAGAGGAGGAAGAUAAGCUCCACGCCAUGCUAUCCAUGAUCUGCAAUCGGAACCUCACAGAUCCUAAAAGGAUGAAAGAUGCGGGGGACAUGUCAGAGAGCCAAGGCACCGGCCUCUUCUCCUGGCAGCUGGAUCCGUGCGGCGUCUCCUGCUCCACAGGCGGCUCUCCUUGGGACCUGCCCAGCUGCUGUAGCUGCAUCCACGACAGGAUGCCACUGAAGAUGCUGUGCCGAAAUAUGAAGAGACAAAUUGUUUCCAGAGCCUUCUAUGGAUGGCUCGCGUACUGCCGCCACCUGUCCACCGUCCGGACGCACCUGUCUGCUCUCGUGAACCACACCAUCAUCCCGCCAGACAAACCCACCAGCGCCGUGGGAGGCUUGACCAAAGAGGUCUGGAGCAAAUACCAGAAAGAUAAGAAGAAUUAUAAGGAGCUGGAACUGCUCCGGCGCGUUUACUACGGCGGAGUUCAGCACGAAAUUCGGAAGGAGGUGUGGCCAUUCUUGCUGGGACACUACACGUUUGGCAUGGGGAAGAAGGAGAUGAGCCAGGUGGACGAGGCCAUCGCCCUGCGGUACCAGAAAGUCAUGGCAGAGUGGAAAGCCUGCGAGGUGAUUGUGAAGCUGCGGGAGAAAGAGUCCCAGACGGCCACCAAGUUUUCCUCCGGGAGCAGCAUCGACAGUCACGUGCAGCGGCUGCUCCACCGGGACUCCACCAUCAGCAACGAUGUGUUUAUCUCCGUCGAUGAGAUGGACUUGGCCGAGCAAGAUCCGAAGGCCCCGAAAGACCCCUCUUUGACCGACGUCGCCCUCGACGCCCCCACAGUCCUGGCGGCCGCCGGGCAACAGCAGUCGGUCGAGUUUGAUUCUCCGGACUCCGGGCUUCCGUCUUCACGGAACUACUCGGUCACCUCGGGAAUCCUUUCCAGCAUCGACGACGGGCAGAGCCUUUGCUUCGAGGACGGGGCCGAGGAGGAGGCGGGCGGCGACCCACCGAGGCCGGAUCGAGGGGAGGCCGACCCUGCCAAAGCCUCCGAAACCCAGAAAUCGGUCACGGAGGAGCCGAAGCUCUCCGUGUGUUCUGCUGCUUACACGAUAGAAAUGUUGGACACUGUUGCUUUAAAUCUGCAUAGGAUAGAUAAAGACGUCCAACGGUGCGAUCGGAAUUACUGGUAUUUCACCGACGAGAAUCUGGAGAAACUUCGCAACAUUAUGUGCAGCUACGUUUGGGAACAUUUAGACGUUGGUUACGUCCAGGGCAUGUGCGAUCUUUUAGCGCCUCUCAUGGUUAUACUUGAUAAGGAUGAGCUGGCUUACAGUUGCUUCACCCAGUUAAUGAAAAGAAUGAGCCAAAAUUUCCCAAACGGAAGUGCCAUGGACACCCAUUUUGCAAACAUGCGAUCCCUUAUCCAAAUUCUGGAUUCGGAGCUGUUUGAGCUGAUGCACCAGAAUGGAGAUUACACUCACUUCUACUUUUGUUACCGCUGGUUCCUGCUAGAUUUUAAGAGAGAAUUGCUGUACGAGGAUGUAUUUACAGUCUGGGAAGUGAUUUGGGCGGCGAGAAGCAUCUCCUCCGAACACUUUGUCCUUUUCAUCGCCUUAGCGUUGGUGGAGACCUACCGGGAGAUUAUCCGCGAUAACAACAUGGACUUCACAGAUAUCAUCAAGUUUUUUAAUGAAAUGGCUGAACAUCACAACGUUCAGGAGAUCCUGAAGAUUGCACGAGACCUAAUCUGCAAAGUCCAGACGCUGAUUGAAAAUAAGUGACCGGAGACCGGGGGGGGGGCGUGGUGGAAAAGCAAUGGACAUUUCCUGCAAAAAAAGAGAAGAAAAGAAAAAAAGAAGGAAGGGGAAAAAAAGCUUCUUGGACCUUUUUGGGGAGGGGAGGUGGGAGAAAAGAGAGCACUUUAAUUGCACUUGAAACAAGAUGUUUUAAUGGCAUCUUCCACGUAAUGCAGUAAAUACUUGAGAAGUUUCAGAAACUUUUUAUUUUUAAGAAAAAAAAUACAAAGGAGGGAAGGGUGUCCCUCACCAAAAAAAAAAAAAAAAUUAAAAAUCCAGGCAAGGAAGUUGAGAGCCCUAAAUGUCAGAGGGGCUGCUCCAUUUUUAGUCCAUGUUCUCUUUCGUGUUUUUGCACUUCCCAAACAGUGGACCAACCCUUUAGCGCUGGAGAGGGCCCGCAAUGGGCUGUGUGAGGCGUCCCGGCCAUUCCUGGCUUUGCUGCUGUCAUUUUGCAAAGCCUCUGCCCGUUCCUUCCAUCCCAUCCUGGCCGCCCCCUCUUAAGAGACCCUCCGGCUGCCCUCCGGAACCCCACAACCUCCCGUGUUUUCAGCUGGGAAGGGUUUACUGUCCGUUUUGCUGGAUCACACCCGUUGUGGGGCUGGGCUUAUAUGUGCCGGGUGGGGACCCCCCAUCCCUACUCCCAGGAGAAAGGCUGCAGAGAAUGAAAUGCCAAAGGUAGGUUUUCCCUUUUCCUUCGGCGUGAGAUUUCACCUGUCUUCUCUUUUUGGGAAAGAUUGGGACAAACUGUUGUUGUUGUGGGGGGGCAGGAGACACACACACACCCCAAAAUCAAAUCCUUGUCGUCAUCUGAUGAAGGAUCUGAGACGGCGGGCCUCCAGGGAAGGUAUUCCCAAACUUUUCUACACGGCCCUGAGGACUAGAACCUUGAAGGGGCGGGUGGCUCUGAAUUCUCUGGAUACAUGGAUGAUUUUUGUACUGGGCGGGAUGGGGGGAUUAUGUGAGGGACACCUCCCCUCUCUGGUGCCCAUUUGAGAGGUUCUCAGGCUACUUUUCUGUUUGCUGUGAAACGUCGUCAUGACGGUGGGGCAAUGUUCCGCUCCCAGUGACAAACCCCUGAGGCCCAUUUUCCUGGGGGCCAGGGGCACCUGUUCACACAGGCAUGCGUUCUUUAGGGGACUGAAUUCUGCAGCCAUCGUCCAUGUGGCCUGUGCACAGGACGAUGGUAUACAGACUCUAUCCAAAAUGGACCACGGAGGUCGAAAUGUUGAGUUAUUUUUUCUUCUGUUUGCCUUGGAAUGCAAAAAAAACCCCAACAUACAAACAUAUCCUUUUAUCAGGAAUGUUAACUUUGUGUGUGUUUGUGUGUGAGUGUGAGAGAGAGACAGGGAGAGAUAAUGCCGGCAUGCUUGCUGUUUUCCAGCCACUGUUAUUUUGGUCUGUUUUACUUUAUUGUGGGAAGAUUGUGUGAUCCAUGCCGUCGUUCUGCAGGACAGUCUCAUGACGACAAUAGAGAAGGUUUCUUAAUUUGUGUCUCUUUUCGUUCAGGGUGUAUGUGAUGUCUUAACGAUAUGUGUGUACACACACACACACACACACACACAAAAUAUCCCACCCAUGGGCGUUCUUACCAUCUGCAAUCAAUGUUUCAUAAUGAAAAAAAAACAGUCUAAAAGCUGCAUUAUGUUUUUGGAGAAUGUAUUAUGCGACACUUUACUGUGUGGAAAUGAAAACAAAACCAUCACACAAAGACCCAUCCUAUCCUAUCAUGCAGCCAUGCAACCAAAUGAAAUGGAUCUAACUGUGCACACUUUGUCGUUAUCUGUUUAUUCUACCAACGUUCUGUAUAAUGGUAUUUUAUGAAUAUUGUGUCCUGCCUUAUUUAUUUUUGUCACGAGCAGACUCUUUUCCUUAUUGCUCGAGAGUUUAUUUAUCUUUAAAAUGCAACCUAUGUAUAAAAGGAAAAUAAUAAUAAUAAUACAUAUUGUCGACUGCUU